CCGGCCCAAGAUUUGUAACCUAAAUUAGAUUAUUCUGUCUGGGUAGAUCCAUACCGGGCUGUAGUUCGCGGGACUUGGUGAACCCAACUCUGUAGCUCGGAGCCAGGAGUAUGCAUAGGGGUAGAGGGCGACCUCGCAGAGGGCCUGCAAGCCCACCCCCGGAACCCAUGCAGGAAGAACAAAAGGCUCCUUAUCAGUCAGAUGAGGAAGUGCAGCAAGAGGGGGAACCAGACCCUGUUUCCAUGACCGGCAUCAUGAGGGAGGUGAUGUUGUUGUUGCGUGCUCAGCGUCAGCAGCAUAUUUCAGGAGGUGGCCGAGACUUACCGGCCGAGUUUGAACGACAGGCACCACCACAGUUCUCAGGGGCUACUGAUCCGACAGUAGCUGACUAUUGGAUUAGCCAGAUGGAGAGGACCUUCCGAUCUAUACAAUGCCCAGACAGGGACAAGGUCAGGUUGGCCACUAUCAUGUUACGGGACAGUGCAGCUCGGUGGUAUGAGAACGAACUGCGCCUCAAAGGGGAGAGUUCUUUCAGGACUUGGAAGCAAUUCAAGGAAGCUUUCAACACCAAGUAUUUUCCGAUGAGCCAACGAGCACAGAUGGAAAGGCAGUUCCUGAAUCUGAAACAGGGAUCCUUGAGUGUCGGAGAUUAUGAGUCUGAGUUCGACAGGCUAUCGCAGUUUGCUUCGACCUUAGUGUCAGAUGAGAGCACCAGAUCUAGGCGCUUCAUAGAUGGCUUGAGGGCCCACAUCAGGCGGGCCAUCGCACCAUUCCUGGACAAGACGUACACUGAGAUUGUCGAUAUUGCUAAGAACCUGGAGAUCAUCUGGCAGGAGACGCAGGAUCAGGCGAGACAUGAGCACCCGCGGCACCACCAUAACCCUCGGAAGAGUCAGUCUUCCGGGAGUAGCUCAGGGAAUACUAGAGAGAAAUGCCGGUCACAGCCGUACAGCAGACCCCCAAGCUCAUCAUCAGGUUCUGGAGGCAGAGGAUCUUCCGGCAGUGUGGCUCAGGAUGUUCAGUGUCCUACAUGUGGAGGACGUCACACCCGUGCGAGUGUCGGCAGCCGUGGCGACAUGUUAUCGGUGUGGCAGUAG
Molecule: messenger RNA, 1097 nt
Organism: Dioscorea cayenensis subsp. rotundata (Guinea yam)
Lineage: Eukaryota; Viridiplantae; Streptophyta; Magnoliopsida; Dioscoreales; Dioscoreaceae
Exons: 2
Coding region: 111-1097 (328 amino acids)
Source: RefSeq, a predicted model, not a curated record